CUAAAUUCAUUAAGCAGAAUCCUCAAGAAGGUACUAGUACGCUCAGGUAGUCGAAAAAUUCCCCAUCUUUAAUGGAAUCAAAAGGUUCAUUAUCCAGAUUUGAACUAGUGUAAUCCAUAUAGGAUUUCAGACUUUCGCGGCGAGUACAAUCAUAUGAUAGUUUAAUCCAGUCUACUCUCUCCAACUCUUCUCCCCAAAGAAAACCAUUUUAAUAUUAUCCUCCAACAUACGCCAAAGUAUUAAGAAAGCUUUCUUCCCAUCAGGCCUUCCGAUCAAAACACAUGUUUUUCUCAUCUGUGCCGUAUGUGAUAUAUGCUGUCAUCUGUCGAUCUGUGGUUUAGCGCGUAAGUUGCUGGGUGUUGAUAUUAAAUGCUCAAUCCUUUGCGUGUGUUUUACCUUGCUAAACCAAUUUUAACCUUAUCGGAACUUGUCAGAUGUAGAAAGAUGGUUUCUUAGCAACAGCGUAGUUGCUUUAUAAAGGGACAAGCUCUUCAUGUAUGCAUAAACUGUCCCCUCACUGAAAUGCACCGAACUGCUGGAAAGGUGUUUAGCUUGUCACACCACUUUCCCUAAAACUAUACGGAACGCCUGCUAGACCUCGUUUGUUUUCUCAUUUGUGGUCGUGGCGCCAAUAUUCUAUGAAUCAGUUCGACUUGUUCGGUCCGGCUAGUUCGUUUUAGUAUGGGAAUCAUUCACAGAAAGUCGUUUCAUAGUUCGUCAGAUCCAUACAAUGCCAGAAUUUAAUUUGUACUCCGAUGAUGUCACUUGUAAUUAUUAGUUAGAUUAACGAGUGUGAAGCCUUCCUCUGUUGAACAGAAUUUUACAAGAACAUGUAAUCGGCCUACAAGCUCCCGAUCUAUAUAUCUGAAAUUGAUUUAGUACAAUCCAAAGUUUACAGUAAAUAAUUUUGCUGGAGGAUAUACACCGGCAGCUAAUGUUUAUUCAUUCACAGUUUUUAUCUUUCGUUUCUCAGUAUUAAUUAUUAAGUAAAAUAAAUAAUAAACGAAAGUAUACCAGUAAAUGUUGAGAUAAAGAACAACUAAAACGGAUGUGAUGUUAUUUUAUAAAAUUGUUAUAUAUUGUACGAAGUAGAGAAGAAAAUAAAAUUUUCGGGAAAUACUGUUUCAUAUAAAAAAAGAAGCAGUAACGUAUUGUACAGAUGGUAUGGUGGAGGCUGCGAGCGUUGCAAUGAUUCCUGGCGGCAGGGAGUGUUAUUGCGUUGCGGAGCUGUGCGAUAGAAUAAAGAAAUUGACUUUUCAGUGUAUUGGGGUGUGUUGGUUUGCAGAAUUACCUUCCUUUUGUUGUCUGCUGGCUGUCUUAUACCAACCCUGCCUACUUGAAGUUCAUGAGCAGGUUGCAUUUGCAAAUUAAAGGUAGCAACAGAGAUGGACACUGGCCUCAAAAAAGGACAGAAACCAAAUCCUAGAUCAACUGCAAAUCCAUUGUCACUCAUAACAUUUUGGUGGGUCCUUGGUAUAUUCAGAUUAGGGAUCAAGAAGGAUCUAGAAAUAGAUGACUUAUAUGAUGCACUUGAUGAACAUCGAUCUGACUUCUUGGGAAACAAGUUAGAGAGGUUGUGGUUUGAAGAGCUGCAGGAAGCUAAGGCAAGGCACAGAGCACCAGGUUUGCUCCGAGUUUUGAUCAGGUGUUUUGGUUGUAGUGUCUUAUGGCUGGGGCUAGCAAUGUCUGUUCCAGAGUUCAUGUUUCAAAUGAUUCAGCCAGUCUUCCUGGGUGGACUGAUCCGCUACUUUUCCCAAGGUAGUGGAAUAAGUCAUGAUAUGGCUUACUUGUAUGCUGGCGGUGUCAUUGUCUGCUCCCUUUUUAACAUAUUUUGGAAGGCCCCAAUCUGGCUUGCUGUUUUACACACUGGCAUGAAGAUGCGUGUUGGUGUUUGUUCCUUAAUCUACAGAAAGGCACUGAGAUUAAGUAAGACAGCUCUUGGGGAAACAACAGUAGGACAAGCAGUAAAUCUCCUGUCAAAUGACGUAGCCCGCUUUGACAAGACCUUCUUGGUCUUGGCUUUUCUAGUGAUUGCUCCGGUGGAGACUAUGAUCAUAGUGUACUUGCUGUGGAGCAGGAUUGGUAUUUCUGCAGUUCUUGGAGUUGUCAGUAUUCUGCUUGUUAUACCAGUUCAAGCUGGAUUUGGAAAGAUGAUAUCAACACUAAGAAGACGAACAGCCGGAAGAACAGAUGAGCGCAUCAGGUUCAUGAAUGAGAUUAUUGUAGGCAUUCAAGUGAUCAAAAUGUAUGCCUGGGAGAAACCAUUUGCACAUCUUAUUUCUUUGGCUCGGAAACAUGAAAUCAAAGCAGUCAGGGCAGCUUGCUUUGUGCGUGGUUUCCUCUCCUCUUUUGGAAGGUUUGGAACUAAGAUUGCCAUAUUUUUCAGCAUAGUCUCAUACGUUUUGCUUGAAGAUGACAUUACUGCUGAAAAGAUGUUUGUAGUAACUGCAUACUUCAAUAUUGUGAAGAUUGCUAUGACUGAGUUUUUCCCAUUAGCAAUAACAGAAUUAGCUGAAUCAUUAGUAUCAGUUAAGAGAGUACAGACAUUUCUGCUGCAUGAUGAAGUAGCGACUGCAGCCAGUCUUGAGAGAAAAAUGGGGAAAAGUGCAGUGACAUCUAGAGGUGGUGUCGGGAAUAGUGAAAGCAGAGAUGGAGGAGUGAUGAAUGACUCCCUGGGUUCUACAUCACCUGUACACAAACACAUAACUCAUUAUGCAGUGGGGGACAUUUCAAAUGAGAGUUUAAAAGGUGAUACUGUGGAAAGGAAGAGUGUUAAAAUUAUUAAUGUGACAGCCAAGUGGACUGGAGACUCACCUGAAAACACCUUGACUGAUGUUAGUCUAGAAGUGAGACCUGGAGGGCUUGUGGCUGUCAUUGGACCUGUUGGGUCAGGAAAGACAUCACUACUGUAUGCUAUCCUGAAGGAACUGCCCCUCAGCAGUGGCUCCAUAGUGGUGGGAGGAUCAUUAUCAUAUGCAUCACAGGAGCCAUGGCUGUUCACAGCCUCUGUACGGCAGAACAUACUAUUUGGUCAGCCCUUGGAUAGGAACCGGUACCGGCAAGUGGUGAGGGCCUGUGCCCUUGAACUGGACUUCCAGCAGCUUCCCCAUGGUGACAGGACCAUUGUGGGGGAGAGGGGUGCUACCCUUAGUGGAGGGCAAAGGGCAAGAAUCAACCUUGCUAGAGCAAUUUACAAAGAAGCAGAUGUGUAUUUAUUGGAUGAUCCAUUGUCUGCUGUUGAUGCGCAUGUGGGGCACCACCUGUUUGAUCGCUGCAUCUGUCAGUUUCUAGAGGACAAGUCUCGAAUUCUGAUCACACACCAACUACAUUACCUCAGUUUGGCUGAUAAUAUUGUCAUCCUGAACCAUGGCACUGUAGGAGCUACAGGAACGUUCAGUGAGCUGCAGAGAUCUGGUCUGAACUUUGCCAGACAACUUGGGUUGGAAUUAAUGGAGGAUAAUGGAAAUACUGUAUAUGAGCAGAGUGGAGGAUCACCUGGCCACUAUGAAUCUCAUGAUUCAUUGCAUAAGUUUAAACGUCAGAACUCAGAUUCUUCUGAGCUGAGCUCACUGACAGGGUGUAAGCCAGAGUUGGUGGCCGAGAUGCGGACGCGAGGCAAGGUAGAUUUCAGAGUAUAUGGGUCAUAUUUUACUGCCACUGGGAAUUGUGGCAUCAUUCUGCUUGCUUUUGGUGUGUGUUUACUAGAGCAGCUUGUCAUCAGUGGAGGUGACUACUGGAUGUCCUACUGGUCUAAAGUGGAAGAACGUCGUUUGAUUUUAUCUGAAGCUGGCAUUGACUCGUUACACAAUGUGACAGUGGUAGUUAUGAAUGACACCAUUACAGGCUCAACUGAAUGGGGCUGGCUGCCAAGUACAGAGACUUGUAUAUACGUAUAUUCUGGCUUGGUAGCUUCUCUUGUAGUAUUAUCUGUAUGUAGUGUGAUGUGCUUCUUCACGAUGUGUAUGAGGGCUUCGAUCAGUCUUCACAAUUCCAUGUUUGCCAGCCUCACUCGUGCUACCAUGUGGUUCUUCAACAACAAUUCAUCAGGUCAGAUACUGAAUCGUUUCUCAAAGGAUAUGGGGUCAGUUGAUGAAAUUUUGCCACAAACAUUGGUUGAUUGUGUACAGAUGGGUUUGUCGCUGUUGGGUGCUGUAAUAGUUGUGGCAUUAGUGAACAUCUGGAUGCUAAUACCUACAGUAUUUAUGUUUUCACUUUUCUUUCUGCUAAGAUUGUACUUCUUGGCCACAUCACGCAGUAUCAAAAGGCUUGAGGGAAUUACAAAGAGUCCAGUAUUCUCACACCUUAGUGCAUCACUGCAAGGUCUAAGCACAAUUCGAGCACUUGGUGCACAGACCAUGUUGGAGAAAGAGUUUGAUAGUCACCAGGACUUACACUCAUCAGUGUGGUAUAUAUUUGCUGCAGUGACCCGAGCAUUUGCUUUAUAUCUUGACAGUGUCUGCCUCAUAUAUAUGACCUGCGUCACUCUCGGCUUUCUCGUCAUGGGUGAAAGAUACUAUGGAGGAGAUGUGGGACUUGCAAUUACACAAGCAAUUGGAUUGACAGGACUUAUCCAGAAGGGUAUACGUCAGUCGGCAGAGUUGGAGAACCAGAUGACCGCUGUGGAACGUGUGUUGGAGUAUUCGAAUUUAGAAAAGGAACCUCCAUUGGAGUCAGAUGCUGACAAGAAACCAAAAGAUGAUUGGCCAUCACAAGGAGAAGUAGUAUUUGAUCGAGUUUUCCUUGGCUACUCCAAGGAAGGACCAUUUGUCUUGAAUAAUAUCAACUUCUUCAUCAGACCAGCUGAAAAGGUGGGCAUUGUGGGCCGCACUGGAGCAGGUAAGUCCUCCCUUAUCACAGCUCUGUUCCGUUUGGUGGACCUGACUAGGGGCUCAAUCCAAAUCGAUGGUGUGGACAUUGCUUCAAUUGGACUCCAUGAUCUACGAUCCAAGAUCUCCAUAAUCCCACAGGAGCCCACCCUGUUCUCUGGAACUCUUCGCAGCAAUCUGGACCCAUUUGAACAGUACACAGAUGUUGCACUGUGGGCUGCUCUGGCUCAUGUGGAACUGAAGCAGGUCGUGGAAGAGCUACCUGCUGGGCUGAGCCACAGAGUGUCAGAAGGCGGGACCAACUUCAGUGUGGGACAGCGCCAGCUCCUGUGUCUUGCCCGUGCCAUCAUCAGGAACAACAAGAUUCUGGUGCUAGAUGAAGCUACAGCUAAUGUGGAUCCACAAACUGAUGAAUUGAUUCAGGCAACAAUUCGUCACAAGUUUGCUGACUGCACGGUGCUGACCAUUGCUCAUCGUCUGCAUACAGUCAUGGACGCCGACCGUAUGAUUGUCAUGGAUGCUGGAUCUGUUGUGGAAUGUGACCACCCAUAUUUGCUGCUGAAAAACAGGAGUAGUUUCCUGUCUCAGAUAGUGCAGCAGACCAGUCAUCCUAUGUCGGAGUCACUGUUCACAAUGGCACAGAACAGCUACAAGAAAAGUACUGUCUCACAAUCAUGAUAGAGGGACACCACAGGAAAUGGAAAUCCAAGUGUAACGUGAAAAAUAAGAUCUCACGUGAAUGACAGGGAGACAUCUAGUCUCAAUUUCCUGUGUCUUUUAAUAUCUCUUUCUAUCCAAUUUUGCAUGCAAUGAACAUAUUGCUACAGUUAUUAAUACAAUAGUUUCUUUGUAAUAAAUAUUUCAGAACAGUAAAAGAGCACAAAAAAUAAGUUGUGAUUGGAUCAAUAUUUAUAUGUUA
This is a messenger RNA of Zootermopsis nevadensis, 5745 nucleotides long. RefSeq names its product putative multidrug resistance-associated protein lethal(2)03659. Gene Ontology annotation, biological process: transmembrane transport. NCBI's taxonomy places the organism in Eukaryota, Metazoa, Arthropoda, Insecta, Blattodea, Termopsidae. Gene Ontology annotation, molecular function: ATP hydrolysis activity; ATP binding; ABC-type transporter activity. Gene Ontology annotation, cellular component: membrane. The record is from RefSeq and is a predicted model, not a curated record.